This is a messenger RNA of Toxorhynchites rutilus septentrionalis, 1953 nucleotides long. RefSeq lists its product as uncharacterized. Lineage: Eukaryota; Metazoa; Arthropoda; Insecta; Diptera; Culicidae. The transcript is spliced from 3 exons. Bases 1 to 1953 code for a protein of 650 amino acids. The record is from RefSeq and is a predicted model, not a curated record.
AUGAACCCAAACAGUUUUAAUAUAUCCCCUGAAUUACCGAGGAGCAAUACCUCAGCACAGGAGGAAAAUUUAAAUGAACACGAAGAAGCCGCCAGAAUUGCUCAAACAGCGGUAAUGUUCGACAAGGCGGAGAAAAUCCUAAAAGCGAUGCAAACGCCUCAGGCAAUCCGCGAAUUGCCGCAAUUCGACGUGAUACGGACCAACAAAAUCGCGCCUCCCACGCGCAAGAAAAGGAAGCUGCCCAUGCCAAUGGAGAGAGAUUCGGAGAUGCAAUCCGUUCCCGUUUCAAACAACAUCCCCGCGCACCCGCUGCCGACAGACGCGCUCAUCCUCCAGAUACUACAGCAGCUUCAACAACAGCAACAAGUCACCAACCAGCUCCUCCACAAUCAGCAGCAGGUCCACGAGCAGCAACGUGCAUUCAUCAGCCAGCAGGAAAAUGCCCUCCGAAACAUUCAAGUUCAGGUACCAACAAACACAGAAGUGAUCCUCGAUUCGCUAGCGAGCAACGUGAAGGAAUUCCGCUAUGACGUUGAAAGCAACAUAACCUUUUCAUCGUGGUUCUCGCGCUAUGAGGAUUUGUUCUCGCAAGAUGCAUCCCGUUUAGAUGAUCCAGCUAAAGUGCGGUUGUUAAUGCGGAAGCUCGGCAUAGCGGAGCACGAACGAUACAGCAGUUUCAUACUACCGAAAACUUCCCAGGAGUUCUCCUUCGCCGAUACGGUAGCCAAACUUAGGGGCUUGUUUGGGGCUGCUGAGUCAAUUUUCAGCAAACGUUAUCGUUGUCUGCAGGUUUCCAAGAAAUCGACGGAAGACUUUGUGACAUACGCCUGCCGAAUAAAUAAAAAUUGUGUCGAGUUCGAGCUUGGUGCCCUAACGGAAGAGCAGUUUAAGGGCUUAAUUUUUGUAUGCGGAUUGAAGUCGGAAGCAGACGCAGAGAUUCGGACGCGACUCUUGUCUCGGAUCGAGGAGAAAGAUGACGUGACUCUCGAACAACUAUCCGCAGAAUGCCAACGUCUUAUCAAUCUACGUCACGACACGGCGUUGAUUGAGGAAUCUAGCAGGGAUGUGCACGCAAUCAGGAAGAAGCGGUUCCAGAGACGGCCAAGAAUGAAACAGGAUAGCUCCAGUUCACAAUCAUCACCGGGAGAAAGGAAGAAGGAACCACCAAGUCCGUGUUGGUACUGCGGCAUGAUGCACUACACCCGGGACUGUAAAUACAAAACACAUCAGUGCUCGGAGUGUAGGCAUUACGGACAUAAAGAGGGUUAUUGCGCGAGUUCUAAGAAGUCCCGACGUAGGCAAACGCAUAGAAAUAUGCGCAACGUUACGGUUGAAACCAAAACCGUUAAGGUGUCUGUGAACAGCGUGCGCGGAAGAAGGAAGUUUGUAUCAGUCGAGAUCAACAGCGUUCCAGUCCGGUUGCAGUUCGAUUCAGCAUCGGACAUCAGCGUUAUUUCGACUGAGACAUGGAAGCAUCUCGGAGAACCACCUGUCCGCACAUCAUCAGUGACCGCCAAAACUGCAUCAGGCGAUCCUCUACAACUAUUGUCUGAGUUCGAUUGCUCGGUAAUGAUCAACGGUGUAACGAAAGUUUGCACGGUCUUCGUCGUGGCACAGGAUCUCCACAUUCUCGGACUAGAUCUAGUGGAAACAUUCCAGCUGGAUACACUGCCGAUGAACGUCCUUUGUCGUCAAGUCAGCGAUUCCAGAUCCUAUGCUGAUCGCCUCAAGCAGACCUACCCAUCCGUUUUCAGCACCAGUUUGGGAUAUUGCACUAAGGUCACCAUCAAACUGGACCUCAAGCCUGGUCAAAACCCGGUUUUCCGUCCGAAGAGACCUGUGGCAUACGCCAUGUACCAGGCCGUCGACGAGGAGCUUGAUCGACUCGAGCGUUUGAAGAUUAUCGAACCAAUCGACUACUCGGAGUGGGCCGCUCCGAUCGUUGUCGACUGA